AGGAUGGGGACUGUGGCAGGGUCUCCUGCACCCAGCGUGUCUUGCUGUGUUUCGGGGCUCACCGCUGCAGGCUGAGGUCACCAAAAAAGAGAGCAAAAGCACAGAGAGGGGUAACUUGUAAAAGGCAGAGCUCUCCGCUUCUGUAGAUGGGGCGCUGGAUAUGCUGCCUUGGCUCCAGAGUUGCAGAUUCGUUGAUGCUGCUCCUGGUUUUGGCUCUGAGCUCUAACACUUCCACAGCAGCAAUAGCUUCUCCGCCUGCGCCCCACAUCAAACACAGCUACAGUUUUGGCCGGACUUUCCUGGGACUUGAUAAGUGCAACGCCUGCAUUGGGACAUCCAUUUGCAAGAAGUUCUUUAAAGAAGAAAUAAGGUUUGACACCUGGCUUUCUUCUCAUUUCAAGCUGCCCCCCAGCUACCUCCUCAGCUACUCAGGCAACUACACCGACGAUGCCAAAACCUGGCGGACGGUCGACAUCACCCGGCUGACCUCCAAGUACCGGCACGACCGGGCCGACAAGCGCAUCUGCACCUCCCUGAUGAAGACCAAGACCUGCAGCCUGGAGCGUGCCCUGCGCCGCACCCAGCGCUUCCAGAAGUGGCUGAAGGCCAAGCGCCUCACCCCCGACCUGGUACAGGGCCUCUCUAGCCCAAUGCUACGCUGCCCAUCCCAGCGUCUCCUGGACAGGAUCGUGCGGCGCUAUGCUGAGGUGCCAGACGCCGGCAGCAUCUACAUGGACCACCUCACCGACCGUGACAAAUUACGCCUGUUGUACACUUUGUCAGUGAAUUCACACCCCAUCUUGUUACAGAUCUUCCCUGAUGUGGAGGGAUGGCCCUUUCCACGAUACCUGGGUUCCUGUGGGAGACUCUUGGUCAGUGCCAGCACCCGGCCUCUGCGCGACUUCUAUGGCGCAGCCCCUGAGGUGGCCGCCGACCUGGCCCUCCAGCUCCUCGCCAUCCUCCGCUUCCUGGGCACCAACGACCUCAACUAUUUCUUCUACUUCACUCACGUGGACGCUGGCACCUUCGGUGUAUUUAGCAACGGGCAUCUGUUCAUCCGGGAUGCCAGCACACUGGGGAUCAUCGACAAGGAGGAAGGGAGCCAGCUGACAGAUGAACAGCAGGAAUACCAAGAUAUAUUCAGUUGUUUGACUAUGGACUGCCAGUCUGCAUCUGUGUCCUGUAACUCCAUUGGAGAGAAGCACAGCCUCAUCAUGGUCUGUCGAGAGCUUUUGCCUCAGCUACUGGGGGGAAAAUUCCCACAACCCCUGCAGGAGAAAAUAGACAAUUUCCUGCAGCACUGUGCUAAUGGCCUCACUGAUGACCAGGGCGUCAAUGAGGUGGUUGCAAAGCUGGCAGAGCUCCUGAAACCUUUACGGUCUUGCAAUUCACGUUUUGCCUACCGCUACCCUGACUGCAAAUACAGUGACAAAUACUGACUGCUUCAGAGGA
Molecule: messenger RNA, 1452 nt
Organism: Calypte anna (Anna's hummingbird)
Lineage: Eukaryota; Metazoa; Chordata; Aves; Apodiformes; Trochilidae
Gene: DIPK2B
Product: divergent protein kinase domain 2B
Exons: 5
Coding region: 147-1439 (430 amino acids)
Source: RefSeq, a predicted model, not a curated record